CGAAGUUUAAUUGGGAUCCUGAAACGGUUGGCAUGAUCCAUGGCUCUUUUUUCUGGGGAUACAUCAUCACCCAAAUCCCCGGCGGGUACAUCUCCUCCCGGCUGGCAGCGAACAGAGUAUUUGGUGCUGCUAUACUGCUGACAUCCUCCCUCAACAUGUUAAUACCGUCUGCAGCCAGGGUGCACUAUGGGUGUGUCAUCUUUGUUAGGAUCUUGCAGGGCCUUGUAGAGGGGGUCACCUACCCUGCCUGCCACGGUAUUUGGAGCAAGUGGGCCCCUCCGUUAGAAAGAAGUAGGUUAGCAACCACUUCCUUUUGUGGUUCCUAUGCAGGAGCUGUUAUUGCAAUGCCUUUAGCUGGAAUUCUAGUGCAAUAUACUGGGUGGUCUUCUGUGUUCUAUGUGUAUGGGAGCUUUGGUAUAGUCUGGUACAUGUUUUGGCUUUUGGUUUCAUAUGAGAGUCCUGCAAAGCAUCCUACUAUCACAGAUGAAGAAAGGAGAUACAUAGAAGAAAGCAUUGGAGAGAGUGCCAAUCUCCUAGGUGCAAUGGAAAAAUAUAAAACUCCAUGGAGAAAAUUUUUUACAUCUAUGCCAGUCUAUGCAAUAAUUGUUGCAAACUUCUGUAGAAGCUGGACUUUUUACUUGCUGCUUAUUAGUCAGCCUGCUUACUUUGAGGAAGUGUUUGGAUUUGAGAUAAGCAAGGUGGGUAUCUUAUCUGCUGUGCCGCAUUUAGUGAUGACAAUUAUUGUUCCUAUUGGGGGACAAAUUGCAGACUUUUUAAGAAGCAAGCAGAUUCUUUCAACCACUACUGUGAGAAAGAUCAUGAACUGUGGAGGUUUUGGUAUGGAAGCAACUCUUCUUCUCGUGGUGGGAUAUUCUCACAGUAAAGGAGUGGCUAUUUCAUUCUUAGUGCUUGCUGUGGGCUUUAGUGGGUUCGCCAUAUCUGGAUUCAAUGUCAACCACUUAGACAUUGCCCCAAGGUACGCCAGCAUCUUAAUGGGGAUUUCUAAUGGAGUCGGGACCUUGUCUGGAAUGGUUUGCCCUAUAAUUGUCGGAGCAAUGACAAAGAACAAGACACGUGAAGAGUGGCAGUAUGUCUUCCUCAUUGCUGCUUUAGUUCAUUAUGGAGGUGUUAUCUUCUAUGGCAUAUUUGCUUCAGGAGAGAAACAACCCUGGGCAGACCCUGAACAGACAAGUGAAGAGAAAUGUGGCUUUAUUCAUGAAGAUGAACUUGCUGAAGAGACAGGGGACAUUACUCAGAAUUAUGUAAAUUAUGGUACCACCAAGUCUUAUGGUGCUACAACCCAGGUCAACGGUGGCUGGCCUAAUGGUUGGGAGAAAAAAGAGGAAUUUGUACAAGAGGAAGUACAAGACUCAUACAACUACAAGGAAGGAGAUUAUUCAUAACAAACCUAAAUAUUGGGUAUAUUUUGUAGUGUUUGUGAUUAAAUUCAUUGUGAUUGUUUGCACACAGAAAUAAAAUGUGGUAUAAACAUGUAAACACAUAUCAAACAGGAAGGUCUUACUGUAAAAAAAAUCCAUUAAAGUGCAAUCUGUAUGAGUUGUGACAUGUCAUCACUUUCAUUAGGUUAUAUUUGUUCUAUAAACAUUAGAGUUUUAAGGGUUUACUGGUCAAAACUAUAGAGGCAAUUAGAUACUUACAGUAUACAAGAGCUAAAACUCAUAACUAAGGAUUAAAGCACAACUAAGCAACCAAGUUGGCACAUCUAAUGCUCUUUUUAGAAAGCCAAAAUUACUUGAUCAUUAAAAAUGCACUUAUAUAUUUGUUACACUGUAUUGAAAGAGAUUGUGUUAAAUACACACGUUUACUCAGUGCAAUGUAGGAAUUGUGUGUUUAGUCUAAGACAAGAGCUUUCUUAAAGAAGAAAGGUUGAGUCCUAGGCAUUUACAGAGGAUUGAUCCAGUUCCUUUAAUGGUAAUUGUAUCAAGCCUAAAGAACAAAUAGGGCAUAUUGUAUGUUUAUUGUGAUUACAUGCUGCAGGCUACUCUGUGAUGAAUAAAGGAAUUAUUUAGGAGUUUUAUACUGAAUGUUUGGGCACAAAUUCUUAUUUCUGUUCUUUACAGAAUCUUAUGAAAUUAUAGGCACUGUCAUGUUCUUCCCUGCAUUUAUCAACUAAUAUAAAACCAAUGUAUAAUGUUAAGUCUGACUUUUCAUGCAGACUGUCAAAUCCCUUUAUCAAAAACCAAGCUUUAUUAUUCUUUUCUUUGCAGUAUAUUCCAACUUUGUACUGAUGUCUUUAGAGAGAGAAAAAAACAAUAUAACCUAGAAAAAGAUAUAGUAUUUUACAAAAUUCCAAAGAGAAAUUUACUAUGAGCAAGUAGCCCUAUGAAAAAGGAUGUAUUUGUUUUGCAGAAUAUUUUGAAGCCAAUAGAAGAAACAGAGAAUAAUUUAACCCUUAUUCUUCCCUUAAUAGCGUUCAUAUUUUUACACAUCAUGCCACAAUUGUAUACAUAGAUAGAAGUUUAUUGAAGAUACUGUAAUUAUAGAAAAUGUUGCUAUUUUAGAAAUCCCUGAAAUAAAAAAAAUGUAUUUGUCUUUCAAUUAAACCUAAUAAAAAUGGACACUGAAUAUAAGUAACAUAUAAACUCACAAUAAACCAAAGUGGCAAACAACUAGUGUUGGGUUGAAAGAAGCCAACAAGCAUCACGCUUGUCUUUUUAGCAUAACUCAACAGUGACUGCAACAUUAGUGUACCAAGCAAUAAGUGCAAUGCAUUAUGAAGUGCAUAAUCUAGACUAUAUAUUAACCUUCAUUUAGCUUGUUGUAUAUAUUUGGGGUUGUUGGGAUCAAACCAAACUGAACCAAACUGAAGUUAGCAACACCAGACCACUUCUUAAUACUCUAAAAUGACAACAAUGAUCCAUUUCUUAAUUCAAUCAAAUGGUUAUUAUUGUAUGUAAUAAUCCAUUCUGGAUUCUUGGUCUGUUCCUUGUAUUGUGCUAGUGAUUGGAAACCCUGCUACCGCAAUAUACAACUUGAGGAUUGUUUCUUUUCCUUUUUAUUUUUUUUUUUUUUUAAAUGUAAAUCAUACCUUGACCUUAAGAAAAAAAUAUUUUGCUUUGUGCCUCAAAGUGAUGUAAAAUGUGACCAUAGCUUUUGCUGUGUUUUAUGAAAAAGAUGUGGACUGUGUCACUUUUGUUGCUGCAAAAAGUGUUAAUAAAAUGCUCUAUUUAUCCUUUUAUAUAAAAAA
Antrostomus carolinensis (chuck-will's-widow) is the source of this 3208-nucleotide messenger RNA. RefSeq names its product solute carrier family 17 member 6 (gene SLC17A6). Gene Ontology annotation, cellular component: synaptic vesicle membrane; excitatory synapse. The transcript is spliced from 10 exons. Gene Ontology annotation, molecular function: L-glutamate transmembrane transporter activity; neurotransmitter transmembrane transporter activity. Gene Ontology annotation, biological process: neurotransmitter loading into synaptic vesicle; regulation of synapse structure or activity; synaptic transmission, glutamatergic. The record is from RefSeq and is a predicted model, not a curated record. Lineage: Eukaryota; Metazoa; Chordata; Aves; Caprimulgiformes; Caprimulgidae. The coding region runs from base 33 to 1403 and encodes 456 amino acids.